Messenger RNA from Vigna umbellata (rice bean), 768 nucleotides. Lineage: Eukaryota; Viridiplantae; Streptophyta; Magnoliopsida; Fabales; Fabaceae. The record is from RefSeq and is a predicted model, not a curated record.
AUGAAGGUUUGUGUCUUUCCUAAACUGGAGGAAAUCCACCUUAGCAACAUGAAGAGAUUAAGAGAUAUAUGGCAUACUAAAGUGAACAUUGAUUCUUUUUCUAGUCUCAUUUCGGUGAACAUUGAAGAAUGCAAUCAAUUGGACAAGAUUUUUCCGAGUCACAUGGAAGGAUGGUUUGAAAGUUUGAUUAACUUGAAAGUUUCUAACUGCAAGUCCGUGAAAGAGAUUUUUGAAGUUAGUGAUUCUGAAGAAAUAGAUGUAUAUGGUGGGAUAGACACAAAUUUGCAAGUUAUUCUUCUUGAAGACCUCCCGAAAUUGAAGGAAUUAUGGAGCAAAGAUCCACAUGGAAUUUUCAAUUUUAAAAAACUUCAGACUAUAGAUGUAAGUAAUUGUGAUGAAUUGAGGAAUUUGUUUCCAGCUUCUAUGGCAAAAGAUGUAUCAAAGCUUGAACGUAUGUCAAUAUUGCAUUGUGAGAGGAUGGUGGAAAUUGUUUCAAGUAAAGAUGCAUCAGAAGAUAACAAUGAUACAUUAGAGUUUCCUGAACUAAGCUAUGUUAGAUUAUAUGAGCUUCCAAACAUCAAGCAAUUCUACAAGGGGAGACAUCCAAUAAAGUUUCCAAAGUUGAAGGAAUUGUGUAUAGGGAAGUGUAUAAACCUUAAUACAUUUCCACAAGAAACAAGUGAAACAACAAGUGAUGAAAAGUUUGUUUUCUCAAUUGAAGUGGUAAGCAUUAUUCAAACUUUAUCAUAUUCAAUCAAAUUUUUAUGA